Penicillium paradoxum is the source of this 1260-nucleotide messenger RNA. Its product is annotated as glutamate 5-kinase. Gene Ontology annotation, molecular function: glutamate 5-kinase activity; RNA binding; ATP binding. Gene Ontology annotation, cellular component: cytoplasm; cytosol. Lineage: Eukaryota; Fungi; Ascomycota; Eurotiomycetes; Eurotiales; Aspergillaceae. The transcript has 4 exons. Bases 1 to 1260 code for a protein of 419 amino acids. The record is from RefSeq and is a predicted model, not a curated record.
AUGUCAACCUCCGGUCUCACGAUUGUGAUCAAGCUAGGGACAAGUUCGAUUGUCGACGAGAAGACCCAUGAGCCAAUCCUCUCAAUUUUGACCUUGAUUGUGGAGACAGUGACCAAGCUACAUAGAGAUGGCCACCGAGUCGUUCUUGUAUCUUCUGGUGCCAUCGGAGUUGGUCUGCGAAGGAUGAAUGUGGACGAAAGACCAACAUACCUACCCCGCAUACAAGCCCUCGCCGCAGUCGGCCAAUGCCGACUGAUGAGUCUUUGGGAUAAUUUAUUCUCGCAUCUCCGUGUUCCAGUGGCCCAGAUUCUUUUGACAAGAAAUGAUAUUGCCGACAGAACCCAAUAUGUCAAUGCACAAAAUACAUUCGAGCAGUUGUUUGAUAUGGGAGUGAUUCCUGUUGUCAACGAAAACGAUACUCUAGCCGUCUCCGAAAUCAAAUUUGGCGACAACGAUACCCUUUCUGCGAUUACGGCGGCUAUGGUCAAGGCCGAUUAUUUGUUCCUGAUGACCGAUGUCGACUGUCUUUAUACAGCGAAUCCCCGAACAAAUCCCGACGCAAGACCCAUCGAGGUUGUGUCCGAUAUCUCUUCUCUCGAAGCCGAUGUCUCAUCGGCAGGUUCCUCGCUCGGUACCGGAGGCAUGAGCACAAAGAUUGUCGCUGCAAAGCUUGGAACUAGUGCUGGUGUCACAACGGUCAUCACUAAAAGCUCAAAACCCGGCAAUGUUCACGAGAUUGUGAAGUAUCUACAGCAUAUAGAGAGCGGGAGCUUAGGCUCAACUCCCUCUCCCCCUCUCCAUACCCGAUUCCUCCGUUCAGAUACUCCAAUACAAUCACGGACGUUCUGGUUGCUUCACGGACUGUACCCGCACGGUACAUUAUACAUUGACCACGGCGCGUACCAGGCACUUUUGAAUAAUGCCAAUCUUCUUCCAGCUGGAGUGGUCGGAGUUGAAGGCCACUUCGGACAGCAGGAAUCAGUGCGGUUGGUCGUUGUUGAUCGGCCGUCUCCAGAUGCCCUGGAUGGUGACUUUAUCCACCACAGAGAGGAACCCAAGGAGGUUGGCCGGGCGCUGGUCAACUACGGGAGCAUUGAAAUCACACACAUCAAAGGCCAUCGCAGCACACAGAUUGAGGCACUACUUGGCUAUUCCGAUAGCGACUAUGUUGCGAUGCGAGAAAACAUCUCGUUCCAUCCCGAGGAUAAUCAUACGGCUACGCCCUUAACACCUGCCUUGGAGGAAUGGAAGUCGCCUUGA